Propithecus coquereli (Coquerel's sifaka) is the source of this 1502-nucleotide messenger RNA. It is a transcript of the gene TM6SF2, whose product is annotated as transmembrane 6 superfamily member 2. Lineage: Eukaryota; Metazoa; Chordata; Mammalia; Primates; Indriidae. Bases 71 to 1204 code for a protein of 377 amino acids. Gene Ontology annotation, biological process: lipid homeostasis; regulation of lipid metabolic process. The transcript is spliced from 10 exons. Gene Ontology annotation, cellular component: endoplasmic reticulum membrane; endoplasmic reticulum-Golgi intermediate compartment membrane. The record is from RefSeq and is a predicted model, not a curated record.
CGCCUCCGCGGAGCAGCCGAGCGCCCUAGAGGCCGCGCCAGGGCCGAGCCGGGGUCCCGGCGGCGCAGCCAUGGACAUCCCGCCGCUGGCCGGCAAGAUCGCGGCGCUGUCGCUCGGCGCCCUCCCGGUGUCCUACGCGCUCAACCACGUCUCGGCGCUCUCGCACCCGCUGGCGGUGGCAUUGAUGAGUGCCCUGAUCCUAGGCGUGCUCUUCGUGGCUAUCUACAGCUUGUCCCAUGGCGAGAUCUCCUACGACCCACUCUACGCUGUCUUCGCGGUCUUCGCUUUCACCUCCGUGGUGGACCUCAUGAUCGCCCUUCAGGAAGACGGCUACGUGGUGGGCUUCAUGGAGUUCUACACCAAGGAGGGCGAGCCAUACCUGCGCACGGCGCACGGAGUCUUCAUCUGCUACUGGGACGGCACCGUUCACUACCUCCUCUACCUGGCCAUGGCCGGCGCCAUCCGCAGGAGGAAGAGAUACCGGAACCUUGGACUCUACUGGCUCGGAUCCUUUGCCAUGAGCAUCCUGGUGUUCCUCUCGGGAAACAUUCUGGGCAAGUACAGCUCCGAGUUCAGGCCCUCCUUCUUCCUCACCUUCCCCUACGUGCUGGCCCCAUGCUGGGCCGGCAUGAAGGUCUUCAACCAGUCCCGGGCGCCGCCCUCCUGCACCCCCACCAUGGUGCAACAGGAGCAAAGAAAGGGCCUCCUGCAGCGCCCGGUGGACCUGGCCCUUGUCACAUACCUCAUCCUUGCUGGCUUCUUCACCCUGUUCCGGGGCCUGGUGGUACUUGACUGCCCCAUGGAUGCCUGCUUUGUCUACAUCUACCAGUAUGAGCCAUACCUGCGGGACCCUGUGGCCUAUCCAAAGGUGCAGAUGCUGAUGUGUAUGUUCUACGUUCUUCCUUUCUAUGGCUUGGCCACCUAUGCCCUCACCUUCCCUGGUUGCUCCUGGCUGCCCGACUGGGCCUUGGUCUUUGCUGGAGCCAUUGGCCAGGCUCAGUUCUCGCACAUGGGUGCUUCCAUGCACCUGCGCACGCCCUUCACCUACCGUGUGCCCGAGGACACCUGGACCUGCUUCUUCCUGUGCAACCUGCUGUAUGCGUUGGGCCCCCACCUGCUGGCCUACCGCUGCCUGCGGUGGCCCGCUUUCUUCCUGCAGCCACCGCCCUCCGGACCCCCAGCGCACCAUAAGAAGCAGCAAUGAGGAGGCCAUGGGGCUCCCCAGAACUCUGUUUACACACCCAGCUGGCCCUGCCCUGCGAAGGGUGGGGUGGGUUUUUUGGAGGCAGGAGGGACGUCUCCAGGUGUCUUCAGUCCUGGCUUUGGUGGUUCGAGGCCAGUGGGUAGGAUGGGAGACCGAUGGCCAGGUGUUCCUGCAAAGAGAGCCUCGCACAGCUGUCACCACGCCCCGACCCCCACACGGACUCUUCCACCCCCUCCCAGAAUUUAUCCAUCAUCCCCGCAAGGGUCCUUUUAGUAAAAAUACUUUUGAUGUCCAAAAU